This is a messenger RNA of Peniophora sp. CBMAI 1063, 2016 nucleotides long. The record is from the annotation of a GenBank genome assembly. Lineage: Eukaryota; Fungi; Basidiomycota; Agaricomycetes; Russulales; Peniophoraceae.
AUGGCUGCUGCUCCGGCUUCCGCGUCUUCGAGCAGUGCAGGUAACUCACCCACCCGCGACGCCUACACAGACUUGGGCUUCGACCCCGCGUUCUAUGCUUCCCCAUACUCGCACGCGUCGACUCUAUCACAUAGCCCCUCAGAUCAUCACAGCAGCCCGCCUCUAUCCCACUUGACUACUAUCCCUUCUCAGAGUGGCACCUCUUCCUCCGACGCACAUCCAACCAACUCUCGCGGAGGUUGCUGGACAUGCCGACUUCGACGCAAGAAAUGCGAUGAGCAACGCAACGAAGACGACUCAUGCGCCACAUGUCGUCGCCUCAAGGUCAAGUGCUUGGGUUGGGGUGCGCGUCGGCCUGACUGGAUGCGGGACAAGGAUGAAGUACAACGGUACAAGUCCGAGAUCAAAGCGCAUCUCUUGCGACAAGGCCUCAUUCGUGGUCAGCCCCGCGCUGGCUUCCCGACAAGUCCCAGCGAUUCGCGACCCACAGCACGACGAGCUGCGAGUUCGCCCACGCAUCCAUAUGCGAAAGCGCCUCAGGCUCGUAAAGCGUCUUUGGGUAACACUGGCUGGGAACAGCUCAGUCUGCCGGGGUACGCGACGAACGAUCUGUUCGGUGCGAGCGACACAUAUGCGUCCGGGGUGCCGGCAUUCCCACCCAACCACACGAUCUUCGAGAGUCCACCACCGGUACCGCAUACACCGUCCUUAACGCUGCCGCCGCUCGCGCCCGAGGUCUUCGAUGAGGGACUACGGGCGUCCAUCGAGGAUCCGCGGCAAAGCCUCGUGAACUACUACUUCAGUGACGUGCGCGCGUGUAACUUCAUGCAGACGUGCAUCGCGACGAGGACAACCCUGUGGGAGGUGCUUGUCAAGGUCAAGAGCAGCGCACUCGAGAGUGCCCUAUGUGCCCUCGCCGAUGUCUACUUCCAGUGGGAGGACAUUCGCAGCCGGGCGCCAGGCUCAAAGUACGAGGAGACGCACCUGUCACAGUUUUACCUCAACGAGGCGACCCUUCGCAUGAACACUUCGCGAAGCACUGGCCGGAUUGGGAGCGCUGACGCUAUUGCGGCGGGCCACCUUAUCUCGUACUUCCUUGCGACGUCUGGGGGUAGCAUACACAACAAUACCGGCGCGCCGCGGUGGAUGCCGUAUGUUCAACUCGCUUGCGACUACGUCGGGCAACUUGGCGUCCAUCGGGACCCCAUGCCCCGCCGGAUCCUCCGCGACAUGCCGCCCGAACGAGCCUUGGCUAUCAAGACGUCGAUGGUCAUGGACAUUCUUCUUAGCGUGGCCAUCCAGCAGCCUCCGAGGCUUCUCAGUCUGUGGCGCCAGAUUCUGGGUGUCCACGAGGGCGUGGACAUUCACAUCUCACGCUUCGUGGGUUGCACGGACAUUGUCCUUCUCGCGCUCGGCGAGACUGCGGCGCUAGCGCACUGGAAGAGGGCGGAGGAGCACAAGGGCACGUUGAACACGCGCGAGCUCCUCGAACGCGCGGCCGCCAUCCAACGCGCCUUGCAGCAUCACGUCAAUCCCGUCCUUUCCGGUCUCAUUCCGGGACGUGAAGGACAGCCGGACGACCAGAUGAACAUGAUGGCCGGCGGAGCUGCCCCUUCCCCUGGCGCAGAGGAACAGACUUGUCGCCGUCUGGUUGCCCGCAUCUGGUGGGAGGCCGCGAUGCUCAACCUGAGCGCCGUCGUACACGGCAGCAAUACGAAUAUCGAAGGGACGUCCCAUACAGUCGCAUCUGUGGUACAGAUACUGGGGGCUCUACCCGUGACCGGUCUCGAUCGCGCGCUGGUCGCCCCGCUUAUGUUGACUGCGGCGGCGGCAGACCUCGCGGAGCACCGCACGACUCUGCUCACGCGCCUAGUCAAGAUAGACGGGAGCAGCACCAACGUUCGUCACAUCGAGACUGCACUGCUUGAAACAUGGAGGCGCCGCGACACGACCAUGAAGAACGUCGACUGGCGGGACGUGAUGCGCGAAAACGGACUAACUCUCCUCCUGAUCUGA